CUCCUCCAGCACCAGGUUUAAAACCUCAGCAGCACGUGUCGCCUGCAGAACUGCCCGCCACCAAGGCCCCAGCGGUAGGGACCAGGUGCACAGGGGCCGGCAUGUCCGCGGAGGUCCUGGAACACCGGGGCUCCGGCAGUAAGCUCUCCGACGGGCAGGAAACAAGCUACAUUGAAGACAACUCCAACCAAAAUGGUGCCAUAUCACUGAUCUUCUCACUCAAAGAAGAAAUUGGUGCCCUGGCCAAAGUCUUGCGAUUAUUUGAGGAGAAUGAUAUAAACCUGACCCACAUUGAAUCCAGACCUUCUCGCUUAAAGAAAGAUGAGUAUGAAUUUUUUACCUAUCUGGAUAAACGUAGUAUGCCAGUCCUGGGAAACAUCAUCAAGAUCUUGAGGCAUGACAUUGGUGCCACUGUUCAUGAGCUUUCCCGGGAUAAGAAGAAAGACACAGUGCCCUGGUUCCCAAGAACCAUUCAAGAGCUCGACAGAUUUGCCAACCAGAUCCUCAGCUAUGGAGCUGAACUGGAUGCAGACCAUCCCGGUUUUAAAGAUCCUGUGUAUCGAGCAAGACGAAAGCAAUUUGCCGACAUCGCCUACAACUACCGACAUGGGCAGCCCAUCCCUCAAGUGGAAUACACUGAGGAAGAAAAGAAAACAUGGGGGACAGUAUUCAGAACCCUGAAGUCCUUGUAUAAAACCCACGCUUGCUACGAGCACAAUCAUAUCUUCCCACUUCUGGAAAAAUACUGUGGCUUCCGUGAAGAUAACAUCCCCCAGUUGGAAGAGGUUUCUCAAUUUCUGCAGACUUGCACUGGAUUCCGCCUCCGACCUGUGGCUGGCCUGCUUUCCUCUCGGGAUUUCUUGGGUGGCUUGGCUUUCCGAGUCUUCCACUGCACUCAGUACAUCAGACACGGGUCCAAACCUAUGUAUACACCUGAACCUGACAUCUGCCAUGAGCUGUUGGGACACGUGCCCUUGUUUUCAGAUCGUAGCUUUGCCCAGUUUUCCCAGGAAAUUGGCCUUGCUUCUCUUGGUGCACCUGAUGAGUAUAUUGAGAAACUCGCCACAAUUUACUGGUUUACUGUGGAAUUUGGCCUCUGCAAACAAGGAGACUCCAUAAAAGCAUAUGGUGCUGGACUCCUAUCAUCUUUUGGUGAAUUACAGUACUGCUUGUCUGACAAGCCAAAGCUUCUCCCCCUGGAGCUGGAGAAGACAGCCAUCCAGGAGUACACUGUCACAGAGUUCCAGCCCCUGUAUUACGUGGCUGAGAGUUUUAAUGAUGCAAAGGAGAAAGUAAGGAAUUUUGCUGCUACCAUCCCACGGCCUUUCUCAGUUCGUUAUGACCCAUACACUCAAAGAAUUGAGGUCUUGGACAAUACGCAGCAACUUAAAAUUUUGGCCGACUCCAUCAACAGUGAAGUUGGAAUCCUUUGUAGUGCCCUCCAGAAAAUAAAGUGAAACCCAUGGACAAAACCUGUCAACUGAGAAUCUGUUCAUGGAAAUCCAACUACUUUCAUUUCAUCUGAAAAAGUUUGAAAAGCAAACCUUAAUUUGAAUUGACAGCCUUUAAUCCUUUUUGGAACAAGAUGGAGGAUGAACAAAUCAAAAUAACUUGAAAUGACAGCAUAUUAAUGCAUACCCAAAAGCAUAAUCUUUUGGGGUCAUUUUUGAUUUAAAGAUGAUAAUCCUAUACUCUCAAUUCAGUUAAAAUCAAUAAUCUGUCACAGUUCAUCAAAGUUAAUUAAAAUUGGGACCUGAAAAAAAAUUGGGACCUGAUUUGCUCAAGCUUCAUAUAUGCUUUUGUUACUUGCCAUAGAAAAUUCCUGAAGGAAUAUAUAUCACUCAAUGUAAAACACAAGCCUGUCAUUAGAAUUGAAUUUGUUGAUUUAAUGUAAAUCUUAACCUACAAAAGUCAUUUUCUAUUUCAGUAAACUAAGAUUCUAGUUAUUGCUGUGCCUUACCCAUGUAGAUUUCCUUUAAUUCAUGAGCCCAUUAAAAUAGUUAUAAAAAUCGAAGUUCAUAGCAUAAUAUGAAAGCAUUUCUGUAUAGUUUAUUGGACUCAUAGAUACUGUUGUAGAAGGUAAUAGAACUUCUCACCUGACUCUCACAACUUUCAAUAUCAUUUUCCAAUUAAUUGUUAUCUGGUUUGGAGAUAUUUUGCAGACAUGUGUGAUGCAACAGAUGCUAACCGAAGGCUUAACUGAGAGAUAUUCCAUAAUACUCAUUGAAAUAAUAAAGGAAUACAUUAUUAAAAAGCAAAUCCUCAAACAAAAGUGAGAAUUUUAGUUAUGUUUAAAAAAAGACAAGUGGUUAGAAAAUUUUGCAGUUUCAAAUGUUUCUUAGAAGGAAAUAUUCAUCUCCAUUGCCUGAGAAAUACUUUAACUGGAUAAUCUUGUGACAUGAAAAAAUGAUCAGCCUCAGAUUUCCAAUCCAUCACAGGUCACUGUGAUAACCUAAGUUAUGUCUGGAUGGUCAACAGACUGAUUUCUGUUGGCAUAUGUUUUACUGAGAAACAGCAGGGAGAAUAGUAGCAUCUUUAAAGCUAUGCUGAAAUUUUCAUGCCACUUUAACACUUUAUUUUGGAAAUAGUUAAAUCUUAAAGGAUUUGCAUAGUAUUUCUUCACAUGUGAUUCUCAGACCAGCUAUAUCAUCAUCAACAAUAAAUCCUGGGCACAUCCCAGUUCUAUCCAACUAGAAUAUCUGGGGAUGGAGCACUAAGAUCUGUAUUUUUAAGUAUCCCAGAUGGUUUUUGUUUUUUAAUUAUGGCCAGCCAAGUCCAUUUGGUACAUUACAUUUGAGAAAACUUGACUUCUGGUGGCCAGUUCUGCCAAUUGCUGAUUAUGUCGCCUUGCAAAAUUUACUUUGGAUCUCGGUUUUACUUGAGCAAUGAAGGAGCUUAACUGGAUAAAUCAAGUUUUCUUACAGUCUUGGAAUACAAUUCAAAUGCUGACAUAUGUCUUUAAACAGAUGUCCCUGAUCCACUAACAGUGGGUAAUAAUACCAGCCCAAAUAUCCUACCUGGGUGGAAAGAGCAAUUUGGUCUGAUGUAUCUGAGAUCUCAUUGUUUGAAGUUGGGUUUUCACCCCUGUGUUUAUUUCCUCAUGCCUCUGUAGAACCCACCGACAAAUGUUUAUUCUAGAAGUGGUAAUGUUGUUUUUCUGGUUUCUUUAGACCCCAAACACUCUGCAAAGGGACUAUUUUGAUAAAUAUCUCUGUACAAUAAACAUAUAUCAGAGAACCUCUUGAUUUUGGAACUAAAAUAUUUUAUAGUAUUUUAGACUAGAUAUCUUAUUUUGUAGUGAUUUUUAGUCUUACUGAAAAUAAUUUAAUGUGUUUUAAGAUAAAGCUUAGGUUUAGUUUGCAAUUUUGCAGAAAGAAUUACAUACUGAAUAGAAGAUAGUCUUUGAUUUUUUUAGUAAUGUGUUACCUAGUACUUAGCUCUUUUUAUCUGGAUAUAUAAACCCAACCAACAGCAAAGGAUUCAAUAUAUUUUCAUGUGUCAGUAUUAUCAUCUGUUUAAUAUUUAGUAAAUGAGCUCUUUUUAAAGAAACAAUAGUAAUGCUUUACUGAUAGUUAUCCUAUUGUGUCCAAAAAGGAGAAAUACAUGUAAGAACAUUCAAAUUUUUAGUACUAGUGUUCAAUAAGUUUCUAAAAGGAUGAAUUUAAAUUUCAAUUCUAGGUUCCUAAGUUAUAUGACUUAACUGUGUAUCAAAAAAUCUACACUAAAUGUCAACUUCAUAAUAUCAUGAAUCUUGCCUGUCUUCAUCUCUAAAAGCCUUAGCAUGUAUUACAUAGUAGGUGCUUAAUAAUCUUUAAAAAAAUUUCUGAGUGAGGCAAAUCAUAGAUGGUGUAGUGAAGAUUAUCUCACAAAUAGGCUAUUUUGCAAGAAAAAGUUGAGAAAUAACUAAAUUUGCAACUUUUCCCUUUUAAAUGCUGUAGGACAUUUUGCAUCUUAAUCUAAUUUAUGGUCUAAAAAAGAUACUGUGCUUUUAGACUAGAUUAUGGCUAGGUGGUUUGUAUAUAUACUGCUUCAACAAUAACUGGCAUAUGAAAGUUCUUAAUAAAUGUUUAUUAAUUAA
Molecule: messenger RNA, 4078 nt
Organism: Canis lupus familiaris (dog)
Lineage: Eukaryota; Metazoa; Chordata; Mammalia; Carnivora; Canidae
Gene: PAH
Product: phenylalanine hydroxylase
Exons: 13
Coding region: 102-1457 (451 amino acids)
Biological process (GO): L-phenylalanine catabolic process; L-tyrosine biosynthetic process
Molecular function (GO): iron ion binding; phenylalanine 4-monooxygenase activity
Source: RefSeq, a predicted model, not a curated record